GAAUCCGCCCCUUUCUCACCACCUACUCAACCCAGCUCCUGGUCCAAGCAAUGGUUCUAUCCCGCCUGGACUACUGCAACUCUCUUCUGGCUGGACUACCGGCAUCUGCCACCAGACCCCUGCAACUCAUUCAGAAUGCUGCGGCUCGUCUGGUCUUCAACUUCCCCAGACACUCCCACGUCACUCCCCUGCUCACUACCCUCCACUGGCUGCCUGUUAUAGCUCGCAUCAAAUUUAAAACAUUGGUCCUAGCAUACCAGGCAGUCAAGGGAUCAGCCCCAGCAUACCUCCACAAGAUAUUCAAACCCUACAUGCCAGCCAGAUCCCUCCGUUCUGCUACCUCAGGACGCCUAGCACCUCCCCCUCUUCGCACCUGCACUUCCAGAACACGUCUCCUGUCUGUUCUGGCCCCACGAUGGUGGAAUGACUUCCCUGUGGAGGUCAGAACAGCUGAGACACUGACCCAUUUCAAACGACGACUGAAGACUCACCUCUUCAGGCUGCACCUCUCCCCAUCCCUCCCUACCCCCCUGUAAAUGACUGUAAGCUUAGGGUUGUAACUAGGCAGCUGUUUCGUAGGUGACUUAGGUGCAUUAACUGUCUUAACUACUGCUUGUAUUUUUUCCAUAGAUUGCGUUGUUGCCGUUCUCGUUGUGUUAGUGUUAAUCAGUUUAACCUUCAGGGUCCAAGUUGAACUAUGCGGUUGUUCCCUGCACUUGGACCGGUACUUCUCUCUAGGGGUUUCGUCAUUCUUGUUCCUGGUUAUGGUUAUACACUUUGUUGUACGUCGCUCUGGAUAAGAGCGUCUGCCAAAUGCCUGUAAUGUAAUGUAAUGUUUAUUUAUCUUGUUUAUUUAUAUUGGCUGCUAUCACUUUAAGAUUCAAUAUUGACUGUCCCUGAACUUUGAUCAUUCCUUUGCCUGCACUUCAAUGCAGUUAAAAGAUCAGAAGGCUGUAAACAACUGACAAAACAAUUGUCCUGCAGCAUGGAGAGUGCCAUGGGGUACCCUGGUGACCUUUUUACCUUUUAUACUCAUGGCCUGUCGGAACAAGGAUGAACAGAUAAACAGACAUACAUCAAUAAUCUCUUUGUAUUUAUUUUCUUUGUUGUAGUUUGUUAGAUUGUAUGUCUUUUCUUUACUUAUAGAAUGGCAAUCUAUAUUUGUCUUGAUUUGUAAAUACAAUGUUUUACCUUUCAACAUCAUUGAACUACUGUACGUGUCCUUGGUUAUCGCCAUCUGUCAUUAUAAACUGUUUUCCCUUUUUCAGGGCAUCUAAAGUAUGUGGUUUGCAUAUACACACUGACCGGGGUGAGCAUCUCUGCAAGGACCAGUCAGUGCAUUGGCCUUAUAUGCAGUGCUGGGGAUCAAGUAGAAUGGCAAACUCCAGCAGAACAUUUUCCGAUGUUAGAUCCGCUGUACUGUCUGUCCAUAAAAAUGAAUCUGCUGAAGACCAAAUUUGUUUCUACAACAACUGGGCUGAAAACUACGAACAGGAUGUAGCUAUAUUGGAUUUCAGGGCCCCUAGGCUUGCUGCUGAGUGCCUGUCAAAUUCCUUUGAGGGAGACCGAGAGAAAGCAGUGGUUCUGGAUGUGGCCUGUGGCACAGGCCUGGCGUCCACUUGGCUGCAGAAAAAUGGAUUUAAGAAUUUUGUGGGACUGGAUGGCAGUGACAAAAUGCUUGAAGCAGCCAAGAGAAAAGGACUUUACCAGGAGCUGAAGCAGUGCAUGCUGGGAGCCGCAGCCUUGCCUGUCCAAGCUGGGACAUAUGAUGUUGUCCUCAUUGUUGGAGCCCUAGGUAGUGGGCAUUUGCCAGUUACGAUCAUUAGGGAACUAUGGAAAGUCGCAAAGCCUGGGGGCUACAUCUGUUUGACCACGAGGGGAGACGAGAGCAACAAGGAGUACAAAAAUCACCUUGAGCUUACUCUGAAUGAGAUGGAGAAGGAAGGGCUCUGGUCCCGGGUUUCAGUCAUGGAGGUGGAAGACUGGGAGAAGGCAGUGUCAGAGCAAGAAUCAGGGUACAUAUCUGGAGCAGUUUACUUGUAUAGGAAGUCUGAGACAUAAUGCACAGUGGUGUGCAAAUAUUUUGGCACCUGUGAAACUAUUUUGUUGAUUUUCUGAGUGAAAAGAUAUUAACACAAUCUCUGCAGGGAACAGUCACUUCUGUGAAUUUUAAUGUACAAUUUCUUAAUAUUUUCUGAUUCUGACAGAUUGUAAAAAUUUAAAUGUUUAAUGUGGCAUUGUAUAGUGGUGACAACUUGAAAACUUUGAAGACACUCAUUGCGAUGCAUUGGACCAAUCUUUUUGGGAAAUAAAUGUAUGACCUGUGAAGACAAAACAUUUUCUCUGAACAACUGUAUUAUUAACAAAAAUACAUUGCAUCAAUGUGC
Anguilla rostrata (American eel) is the source of this 2387-nucleotide messenger RNA. RefSeq names its product methyltransferase like 27 (gene mettl27). Bases 1183 to 2061 code for a protein of 292 amino acids. The record is from RefSeq and is a predicted model, not a curated record. The transcript is spliced from 6 exons. Lineage: Eukaryota; Metazoa; Chordata; Actinopteri; Anguilliformes; Anguillidae. Gene Ontology annotation, molecular function: S-adenosylmethionine-dependent methyltransferase activity.